This is a messenger RNA of Symbiodinium pilosum, 471 nucleotides long. The record is from the annotation of a GenBank genome assembly. Lineage: Eukaryota; Dinophyceae; Suessiales; Symbiodiniaceae.
AUGUCCAAUGCCUACAGGGGAUUCGUUGUGCAGCCACAUGAAAAGAGAUACCUGCACUACCGGGACGUGGGCAUGAUUUUUGCUCGCCCGCCUGGUGGGCGGUUUAUGCAGCCCAGUAUUGACACGAUCUUGGUCUGCCGGGCCUUGGUAGAUUGCUUAGGAGAUAUGCCACAGGUUGGGCGAGUCAUUGACGUCGGAAGCGGAUCUGGGCUGAUAGGAAAGUUUGCUGCACAUCAUGCACAGGGAGAUGGCGACUUAGAGGUCACACUCAUAGAUAUUGACCCCGUCGCUACCAAAUACUACCAGGGCAGCACCUUCAAUGCACAGAGCGUGGUGGGUGUUGCUGGCCGGUCCAUCGACUGGAAGUUCCGUGCGGAAGAUGCAGUGGCCUUUCUGAACAAUGAUGCAGCCUUUGACCUUGUGGUAUCGAACCCACCCUACAUCCCAACCAAAGGCCGGAAUAGGGUUUAG